UGACAAUGGGGCAAAAGGUUAAAGACCCAAAUGAAAGUUCCUCAAAUCAUUAGCAUCGAGUUGAUUGAAUCACUUCCCUUAUUUACUCUCCACUGUCGGAGUUUCCCUCCAAAAAGAUGCAAAUCGUAGCAGUCGUUCAUAAACAAAGUGUCUUGAGAGCAAUACGUCGAACAAUUGCCGUCCCUUUAUGUUCUCCCCGCCACUUCCGCUGUUUUGGCCCCAACUUUUGCACCCAAACAGAAAAGCCAACCCUUAUUCCCUGCCCAGAAACUUCGGAUUCGGAGAGAGAACAAGUAGAAAACGAAGAAGGAGAAGCAAAGAGCUUGAGCUGGAGAAUUGAAAAGCUGCCAAGAGGAGAGCCUGUUGCUUCAGCCUUCCAGAGCUGGAUGCGUGAUGGCUUCCCAAUUCACAGAGGCGACAUUUUUCAUACUAUCAACCGUUUGCGUAAAUUCAAAGCCAACAAACGUGCCCUUGAGGUAAUGGAAUGGGUCAUUAGGGAGAGACCCUUCAGGCCGAAGGAGCUAGAUUACUCGUACUUACUGGAAUUCACUACUAAGCUUCAUGGGGUAUCAAAAGGUGAGAGCCUUUUUUCUCGUAUCCCAUCAGAGUAUCAAAAUGAGUUGCUCUACAACAAUCUUGUAUUGGCAUGCUUGGACAAAGGCUUAAUAAGGCUUUCACUUUCGUAUAUGAAGAAAAUGAGGGAAUUGGGCCAUCCCAUAUCAUAUCUAGUAUUCAAUCGCCUCAUUAUUCUUCAUUCAUCACCUGGCCGGAAAAAGACUAUUCAGAAGAUUCUGACCCAGAUGCGAGCAGACAAGGUGGUUCAACAUGUUUCUACAUACAACAUUCUGUUAAAGAUAGAAGCCAAUGACCACAACAUUGAAAGAUUGGCAAAAGUGUUUGGUGAUAUGAAACAAGCAAAUGUCGAGCCAAAUGAGAUUUCCUACUGCAUAUUAGCUACUGCACAUGCUGUGGCGAGGUUGUCUACUGUAUGUAAAGCUUAUGUUGAAGCCAUUGAGAAAUCUACAAGCGGAAACAAUUGGUCAACAUACGAUAUUCUUGUUAUACUGUAUGGAUACUUGGGUAUGCGGACUCAGCUAGAAAGAAUCUGGAGCAUCAUUCAGGGACUACCAAAUGUUAGGUCUAAGAGUUUUGUGCUUGCAGUUGAAGCAUUUGGCAGAAUAGGAGAUAUAAAUCGAGCUGAAGAGCUUUGGGCAGAAAUGAAAUUAGUAAAGGGAUUGAAAUCUACAGAGCAAUUGAAUUCACUGAUAUCUGUGUACUGCAAACAUGGUUUUAUCACAAAAGCAACCAGCCUGUACAAAGAAAUGGAGAAAAAUGGAUGCAAACCUAAUGCCAUUACCUUCCGGCAUCUUGCUCUCGGUUGCUUGAAAGCAGGGUUAAGAAAUGAAGCUAUCAAAACCCUUGAAUUGGGAAUGGAUAUUUCAGUGAGCAUGAAAGUUAGGAGGUCCACUCCAUGGCUGGAGACCACUCUUUCAAUACUUGAUAUUUUUGCAGACGAUGGUGAUGUUGAAAAUGCUGAGAAAUUGUUUGAAGAAUUAAAGAAAGCCAACUAUACAAGGUACACAUUCGUUUAUAAUACAUUGAUAAAGGCAUAUGUUAAGGCAAAACUACAUGACCCAAAUCUUCUGAAGAGGAUGAUUCUUGGAGGGUCUAGGCCGGAUUCUGAGACCUAUAGCCUGUUGAAACUCAUUGAGCAGUUUCCAAAGUGAUUGCCUUUGUGGUGUAAGCCGUUAUAAUUAUUUGCAUAUGUCGUUGAGCUGAUCAAACAGACUUUUAUGGAUAAGAGAUAUCUAAAGCAAAAUCACUCUGCUACUAGUUCUGGACAUUUUGUCCCAUACUCGCUAAAGUUGGAGGCGUGAUGUUGCUUAAAUGCUUGCUUCUGCUUGUUGGUGGUUAUAUUUCAGAUGCACUAUUAGCUCCAUUUUUUAAGACAUGCUUAACUCUCUUGACGUAAGCACAAGGACUCUUGAAACUUGUCCACGCUCUCUCCCGAACAUUAGACCAAGUACAGCAUUUUCGAGCUUUAACUAUCGACAGGCAUCCUGCUUAAUGCCAUUGGGGAUGGUAUUGAGAUUCUGAAGCUGCCACUUUUUGACACUGAUUUCAAGGUUGCUUCAAAAAUGUUGACGUGGAAUAGCAUUCACCUUUGUCUCUACUGACCAGUUUCUGCACUAUGGGUUCUAACAGGCCAAUGGAAAGAUUCGACUCCUUCAUGUCGAGUUUCUUUGACAGAAUCUACAAAUGCGGCUUUGCAGCUUAUAUGUACACUCACACUCACACUCACACCUUGUUUUUCAUAUUUAUAAGGAGUAUACUUGUGUUUUCGUUUAUGGGUUUAGCACUGUGAGCAGAAAAAAUGCCAGAAUGGGUAUCCUCCUUCGCUUUUCAUGAUAUAUUUGAUUCCUUAGUGGACACCUUGAAUAACAUGUGGAGGAAACAUGGGGUAUUUUGAA
This is a messenger RNA of Coffea arabica (coffee), 2471 nucleotides long. Its product is annotated as pentatricopeptide repeat-containing protein At1g07590, mitochondrial. NCBI's taxonomy places the organism in Eukaryota, Viridiplantae, Streptophyta, Magnoliopsida, Gentianales, Rubiaceae. The record is from RefSeq and is a predicted model, not a curated record. Gene Ontology annotation, molecular function: protein binding. Gene Ontology annotation, cellular component: mitochondrion.